AUGCGAAGCGCCAUUGCUAUUUCCCCGGUAGCGGCCCUUCUGGCCACUCUUCUCCUGCUGCUGCGCGUCACCUCCGCGGUGCCAGUCACCACCGAGAUCGCCGUGCGUGCCCCUACCCCAACGGAAAAAGAAGUAAUCUCGGUCUCGUUCUACGUCGACAAGAUCAAGGAGAUGAACCUCGUUAGCGGCAAGACCUGUCUGUUCUACUUCCGCCUGAACGGCGCAGAGGGCGAAGACACUGCUCGUAACUGGUACAGGAAAUAUGGGCCCGCGGAAAAGGGCUCCCUUAGCCCCGGGUCGAAGAAGAAAGACCCUGUCACCUACAUGGAUGCUGCUCCCUCCUUGUUUAGCUACCGAUUGAGCAUGCCCGCGAUGGUGUCCACGCCUCCGAACAUGAAGAAUGACAAGACCGCCGGUGACAAGAUCACAUCUCGGUGGAUCGCCAACGGACUUGUCUCCCAGGCCGUGGCUGAGAGCUGCGAAGGCGAUGCCUACUUCUUUACACCAGAGGGCACGGAUUGGACGGAGGUGUAUCCGUAUAAAGCCUCCCAGACCAACUUCUGGUGGGACUUUGAGUGGCCCGCUCUCUUGAAGAACAGCAAAGUCAACAACGUCUACCAGAUUGAUCCGACCAAGGCCACCGAGGUCCCCAAGGAACCUAUCUCCACGAAGGGAAAGGUAGCCAACCAGGAGUACCAACCCGACAAGAACCGUCCCCUCGCGACUGGCUGGGAAUACGAUCCCAACAAGGCCGAGACUGGUGCUUAG
Messenger RNA from Aspergillus steynii IBT 23096, 768 nucleotides. RefSeq lists its product as uncharacterized. NCBI's taxonomy places the organism in Eukaryota, Fungi, Ascomycota, Eurotiomycetes, Eurotiales, Aspergillaceae. The record is from RefSeq and is a predicted model, not a curated record. The coding region runs from base 1 to 768 and encodes 255 amino acids. The transcript has a single exon.